AUGAAUAAAAAUAAAUAAUAACUAGUGUACUUAUACUAAUUAUGGCCAUCUAACAAUAGAUUCUUCUGUAAAGGUCAUAUAAUGACAGGACCAAAAGAAGACAAUAAAAAGAAUAUAAUAACAUGGUUUUUUAUAAUUCUGAUAGGUGUUCCAUUUAUAUUUUAUAUAUCUCCAUAGAUUUGGAUUGUAUUACAUCCAUCUCUUCCUAUUAUAUCAUAUGUCAUGUAUUUUAGUUGUAUCCUUUUCCUAAUUAUGACUUAAUUCACUGAUCCUGUAAAAUAUACUAUUUAUAAUAUAGGGAAUAAUACCUAGAAAACAAAUCAUUGAAAGAAUUAAAGAUGAAAAUCUCAUUCACUUAAUACCAACUGAAGCUGAAAAUGCUAAUUAUCAAAUUAAAAUUUGUCUUACUUGUAUGAUUAAAAAACCUCCUCGUUCUAAUCAUUGUUCAAUUGCAUUGAUGUAUUUGAUCAUCAUUGUCCAUAUGUUAAUAAUUGUAUUGGUAAACGAAAUUAUGCAUACUUUAUAUCAUUCGUUGCUACACUUACUAUGGCAGCUAUUUCUUUUCUUAUUUAAUUACUAGGUUUUAUUAUACUCAUUUUAACAACUGAUCAAAAAGUUCAACAAAUUCUUAUCAUUAUUUUAAUGA
Messenger RNA from Paramecium sonneborni, 646 nucleotides. Lineage: Eukaryota; Ciliophora; Oligohymenophorea; Peniculida; Parameciidae. The record is from the annotation of a GenBank genome assembly.